AUGACGCACCGAUCGAGUCCCUCGGCGUACGGCCACCUCGUGGUCGACGUACACGACGCACGAUCGAUCACGACCCCGAAAUCCACCAAGAAAUUCAUCUCCAGCUACUCCAGACUCCUGUGCGUCGUCGAGUGCGCCGACGGACGACACCGCACGCGAUCGCGACGAACGAUGAGCGGAAACGCGACGUGGAACGAACGCGACGCGAUCGUGACGUUCGAACGAGCGGUGGACGUGGAUGAAGAUUUCGUGCGAAUCAGCGUGUGGGACAAGCGCGGACGGGAGGCGCACGAGUGUCGCGGAAGCGCUCGGAUCGCUCUGAGAGAUCCGGCGAUCGAGCGUGGGCUCGUGACCGUGGUCUCGUUGGUCGAUGGGGAUGGGGGGUACGCGGGGGAGGUCAAGUUACGAGCGCGCGUGGUGGGUUUGGUUGAGGCGACGCGCGAGCCGGGCGACGCGCGGGUGGAGGAGUCUGUCGAGUCGGAGGCGGUUGAGGACGAGAUGGUCGUUCGUACGGAGAUGACGCCCGUGCACUCGAGCGGGGAGGAAGAGGAAGAGGCAGGAGAAGAGGAAGAAGAUGUGAACACAGAAGUUGAGGGAAGCGCUAGCGAGGACGUAGAGGUCGAGGACGCGAAGGAAAUAGAAGAGGAAGAAGCGGAGGCGGAGGACGACGAGUGGAGCGCCGCCCUGAAACCAAGCCGGGCGAAGCCGAAUGAGGUUGAUGAAGUGACGUCGACGGACGAUGAUGGUAAAAUCACGAACGCUGCGGUUGAGCGCGCGACCGCGCGCGAUGCGAUGAUGGCGGAGAUCUGGGGAGAGGAUUCCACUGAUGACAUCGUCAUGGUGACGCCGCCGCACAGCGUGACAAAGUCUCGCUUUAAGGAGGAUAACUCCAGUAAUGACGAACGUGCGCGAGCGUUACAGGAGCUCCACACAUUUCGCCACGUGGCGUCCCCCAUCAAGGCGGAUCGCGCGCGCGCGCCGGAGAAGGCUAUCGCAUCACCAACUCAAGCAGUCGCACACGCGGAGGCGAGCGAAAUGGACGCGACACCAAAUCUCGCCCCGGCGUCGCCAGAGCGACCGCUCAAGCCGGCGUUGAAGACGGACACUCCGUCGGAAAACGUCGAGUUGGAUCAGGUCGCGAUGGUUUCGCCGAAUCGGUCGAACGCCCUCCGCGUUACGUUCGACGAUCGCGUCAGCGUCACGCCACCAAUGUCGGGGAGUCGACCCAACAGAGAAAUCAAGACGCCUCCGAGUGCGCAAAAGGGUUUGUUCACGAGUCGUGCGAAGUAUGACAAAGAGAAUCCCCUAUCGCCUUCGAACACGCAGUCGUUUUCGAUGCCGACCAAGGCUGAGAUUGAAGAGGCGCGUCGACUCGCGGUGAUGCACGAGCGUGCGGACGCCGUAUUCGCGUCGUGGUCUUGGUAG
Messenger RNA from Ostreococcus tauri, 1425 nucleotides. RefSeq names its product C2 calcium/lipid-binding domain, CaLB. The transcript has a single exon. The coding region runs from base 1 to 1425 and encodes 474 amino acids. Lineage: Eukaryota; Viridiplantae; Chlorophyta; Mamiellophyceae; Mamiellales; Bathycoccaceae. The record is from RefSeq and is a predicted model, not a curated record.